Messenger RNA from Drosophila bipectinata, 1165 nucleotides. RefSeq lists its product as uncharacterized. The record is from RefSeq and is a predicted model, not a curated record. Lineage: Eukaryota; Metazoa; Arthropoda; Insecta; Diptera; Drosophilidae.
AUGGACCACAACUAUGCGGAGAUCGACGUGGUGAACGAUGCGGACUUCUUCUACCUGACCAACCUGAAUCACUACUACCAGCAGCAGAGGCUGCAGACCUUGAUGCAGCACAGCCGCCACAUAUACUGCAAUAUACCGAUCCAGGACACCACGCAACCACCACCGCCGCCGCCACUGACCAAGUCCACAUCCACGAGUCCCUGGAAGGAGGUGAAGCCUGAACCAGAUACGGAGCCAGAGCCGAAGCCAGGCCACUCGAAGAAGCCGCUGGAGAAGCUGCUGGGGAAGCCCAAGAAGUGGAAACUAAAACGGACGCUGGACGACUUCGUCAAGUGUCUGAUCAUCGCUUCCUCGGAGCAUGUCUACGACUAUGAUGUGCUGUGGUAGGAUCAGGAGGAGGAUUGGGAGAGCGGCGAGUCCGGAGAUCAGUCCUGAAGGAAGCCCCAUAGUACGAUAUAUAAUUUUCCACACCCAUAUACCUUCUAGUCAACUCAAAAGCGCCAUAAAACCAAUUGCUUAUAUAUCGUAGCCAAGUCUUCAACGACAGCCAUGGAUUCGAACCGAUCUGCCCAAUCCAGGAUCGCAGGAUCACUAGCUUAAGUCCAGUCCCCCCAGCCCAGAUUGUAUAUAUAUGUAUGUUUAAUCGAUGGAGAUUCCAACCCAAACUGGCCAUAGUCAAGCGUUUGUUAAAGUUUCAAUCCAAAAACUCGAGAGCUAACGAAAUACUCAUCCCCCGAAAUAAACCCCGUAAAUCAUCAACUAACGAAAGCAACUAUCCAUUGCCUAUGCUAGAUGUCGUCUAACCCACUUAAUGGUGUUUAUCCCCCGCAGGAUAUUCCUAGGAUACGAUUAUGCCUACUCCUUGCAUUAUUUUUACAAUCGAUCGAUGAUUACUAACGUCUAAUUAGUUGAAUUACACACGGCAGUGUCGCAUCUUAGUGUUUUAUAAUUUAACUACAUUUAUACAAAAAUUAUAUAUAAAUAAAAUAUAUAAUAUAUAUAAAUAUAUAUAUAUUUAUACGUAACUGACGAGCAACUGAAACUGAACGAUCAAGCAACUCCCUUGCAUCUAAAUUAUAAAAUACGAAAAUUAUACAUAAAGCAUAUUCUUAUAUUUAAUACGAAUACGAUAGUUAUUGUCAUUAUGAAUUAUAAAUUAAACUGU